GAUUUACUCCUUGUGUCUGUGAUUUAGUUUGAUUGUGUUUGUUAUUUAAACACCUCGUGUUGCUGUGCACUUCGCGCAGUAUUAAAUCAGUGUUUGAAUGAAUGAAUGUAGUGACGAAUACGUUUAGUAUGCUAAGCGGUCUUGUUUACAUGUCCUGCUCUCUUCUCUGCCUCGCAUCCAGUUUCUUGUUUUAACCUCGUUAAUCUUGCUCAGUAUAGGCCGCGUUUCCUGUGUUUUGUCUGCUGUGUUGAAAAUAAUGACACUGAUCUGCAACUGCUCCCGCAUCCAGUCCCAUAUCGUUACAAGAUCAGAGCAGUAGUUGGAUUCUGAACAUGUGCAGCUCAGAGAUGAAUUUAGCUGCAGCAGGGACAAUGGUGUGUAUUCUGUGUAUGGCUCUGCUCCUAUCUCAUGUUUGCUGUGAAAUGAAUUUGCUGGACAAAUACUGGAUCUCCUGGAAAACGGAGUUCAAUAAAAAAUACAACAAUGCAGGUGAAGAAGUAUUCAGGAGAUCUAUUUGGCAGCAGAACGUUGUGGAAGUGAUGAAGCACAAUAAAGGACAUCACAGCUUCACCAUGGGGACCAAUCACCUGUCAGACAUGACAGCAGAAGAAAUUAAUGCUAAGCUGAAUGGUCUGAGGAUGGAGAAUGUUCUUCUGGAUACUAACAAGAACUUCAAGCUGUUGAGUGACUCCCCUGUCCCAGACAGACUGGAUUGGACUGAGAAGGGCCUCGUCAGCCCUGUACAGAACCAGGGUAUGUGCGGAUCAUGCUGGGCAUUCAGUGCAGCUGGAGCAUUAGAAGCUCAGAUGGUGAAGAAGAUGGGUCGGAUGGUUCCUCUGAGUGCACAGAACUUGGUGGACUGCAGUGUAAAGGAGGGGAACCAUGGCUGUAAAGGAGGAUUCAUGACUAAAGCUUUCAAUUAUGUUAUACACAAUAAAGGAAUCGACUCAGAUGCCUUCUACCCUUAUCAACACAAGGAGGGGUUGUGUCGUUAUUCUCCACAAGGCAGAGCUGGCUCCUGUUCCAGUUUCCAGAUUCUUCCUCAGGUUAAUGAGUCGGUGCUGCUGAACACAGUGGCUCUGAUUGGACCUGUUUCUGUUGGAAUUAAUGCUAAAUUGGCCUCAUUCCACAGAUACAGGAGUGGGAUUUAUACUGAUCCUCUGUGUGACCCUCGGACAGUGAAUCACGCUGUUCUAGUGGUUGGAUAUGGAACUGAAGGAGGGCAGGAUUACUGGCUGGUUAAAAACAGUUGGGGUAUAGCAUGGGGAGAGAAGGGUUAUGUCAGGAUGGCGAGAAACAGGAAUGAGUGUGGAAUCGCCAACUUUGCCAUUUUCCCAGUUGUCUGAUCUCAUCUGCCAUUUUACUUUUCUUCCAUCACGCUCUCUUUGAUAAAGUUCUUUAUUUACAGCAUGUGUUUUGCAGCGUGUCCUCUGCUGGUGAGAUGAGAAAGCAAUAUUUUUACAGAAGAAAAGAAAGGCAUGUUUGUAUUUACACUUGUAUAGUGUACUUUUAUUAUCAGUAUUAAAACUCAGACUUUGCUAAAACAUUUAUCAUUCUCUGAUUUGGAAAUGAUUGUGAGUAUUUCAGCUAAAUCAAUCAGCUUUAAAGAUGUACCUUAUACAAGCAUUAAAAUAAAUCAUUAUUAUAAAUGUGUUAUACAUUGUAUUACUUAAUGAUGCACAAACAUGGACUAAGGUGAUAUAUGUGACAGUGUUUAGUUUAGUUUAGUGCAAGAUUUCUGAUUAUAUCUUGAUCAAUUCAGUAAAAACAACAAAAGCAAAAUCAUUAUCUAAUAAAACACAAACUAAAACAGCAGUGUAAAUAAAGUAGUGGAAAGAACACUGUCUAAUCUGAGCAAAACUCUGAACAACAAGCUCUACACAUCUUCAGGGCUUGAGUCAGAAUCCACUGG
Molecule: messenger RNA, 1912 nt
Organism: Ictalurus punctatus (channel catfish)
Lineage: Eukaryota; Metazoa; Chordata; Actinopteri; Siluriformes; Ictaluridae
Gene: ctss1
Product: cathepsin S, ortholog 1
Exons: 8
Coding region: 333-1346 (337 amino acids)
Biological process (GO): immune response
Cellular component (GO): lysosome
Molecular function (GO): cysteine-type endopeptidase activity
Source: RefSeq, a predicted model, not a curated record